Messenger RNA from Diaporthe amygdali, 693 nucleotides. RefSeq lists its product as uncharacterized. The transcript has 2 exons. The coding region runs from base 1 to 693 and encodes 230 amino acids. NCBI's taxonomy places the organism in Eukaryota, Fungi, Ascomycota, Sordariomycetes, Diaporthales, Diaporthaceae. The record is from RefSeq and is a predicted model, not a curated record.
AUGGCAACACCAGACGCGACAGACACGACUUCUCACUCCGACAAGGUCGACGGUCAAGACCUGAGUACAGAUGACCUGCCGACAGCGUCGCCGCCGCAGAUCGCCGCAACAUCAGCUCACUGGCAGAACACACUCGAGGAACUGCUGCGUUUUCCAGGCAUGGACCCGCACAUGAGGCUGUUUCGCCCUGGCAACCCCGUCGGCGAGAUCACCUUUGCGCUUGGUAUCACGGACUCGGAUUACACAAUCAUUGAGAAUGACUGGGUCGCAAUUGCGGAUCGAGUCUUUGAAAUACAGACGUGCUGCCUGAUGCUCGCCAAGCAGGUCGAUUUUGACAUCGCUGCGGACGGUUGGAUUACAUGGGAUGUCACUUCCGAGUGGUGCGAUCGCGUCCUACAAGAGCUUCAGAGCAAAGGCUUUCGUACCACUUGUACAGCCUUGGUUCCUUUCGUGUUGAGGGUUUAUUUACGGAGCAAGUCUUGGAUCAGAAAUCGGCAACCCAGAGGCCGCCAGCGACAUAAACAAAUCAUGGAAACACUGGAGCCUGAUGAGUGUGCUGUGAUUAAGCAGUGCUCGAUGGUGGCCAAGGGUUUCUCAAGUGUCAUCAGGCAGACGAGGCAAGAACGGAUCGAAAGGGCACAAGAACACAACUUACAAAGCGAUGUUCUGUCUGGCAGCGGCGACAGUCUCUAA